Salarias fasciatus (jewelled blenny) is the source of this 516-nucleotide messenger RNA. RefSeq names its product diencephalon/mesencephalon homeobox 2 (gene dmbx2). The transcript is spliced from 4 exons. Gene Ontology annotation, biological process: regulation of transcription by RNA polymerase II. Gene Ontology annotation, molecular function: RNA polymerase II transcription regulatory region sequence-specific DNA binding; DNA-binding transcription factor activity, RNA polymerase II-specific. The coding region runs from base 1 to 516 and encodes 171 amino acids. Lineage: Eukaryota; Metazoa; Chordata; Actinopteri; Blenniiformes; Blenniidae. The record is from RefSeq and is a predicted model, not a curated record.
AUGAACUCGCUGAAUUUCUGCGGGACGUCCAGCGGUGCGGUGUACCCGCUGCACGGUGUGAGCUCUGCGCUGUUCGAUCUGCGCCACCAGAUGGCGGAACAGUACCAGGUUUAUUCUGCAGCGGGACACUCCAUGCACACCCUGUCUGUGGCGGAGAGGCUGGCAGAGCUCAUCUUAGAGGCUCGCUAUGGUAACCACCAGAAACAGCGCCGCAGCCGCACAGCGUUCACAGUGCCGCAGCUUCAGGCUCUGGAGAAGGCCUUCCAGCAGACCCAGUAUCCAGAUAUCAGCAUGAGAGAGAGGCUGGCAGUGUGCAUUAACCUGCCUGAGGCUCGCAUCCAGGUGUGGUUCAAGAAUAGGCGUGCAAAGUAUCGCAAAGGUCAGAGAUGCUCACCUCUAUCAAAAGAGAACAGUGUGGAAGAAGCUGCAUGUCACAGCAGGACCGGAAAGGAAGAUUUGCCUCUCGUGCUGUGGCCCUGCAACAUGGAGAGUGUCCACUGUCUCACUGAAGGCUGA